GAGCCGGCUGAGGCUUUCAGUGUUACUGACCCACAUCAAGACUCUUGGGUAAUUAAGUAUUCAGGCUGGAAUGGUGAUGGGGUGGAGACUUCAUGGAGAAUUUCUAUGAGUGGGCAGGUUGUGUACUCAGUGGAACAAACUCUGAUAGAGUUAAGUAAGGGGCUGACAAGAGAAGGUGAGCUUGGAUGGACAAGGGUGCAUCUAUGGUGCAGAGUAAGGGCCACAUACAACUUGUUAGCUGAGGAGGGAAUUCCAGAUUGGAGGUUCAGGGUGGUGCUUGAUGACAUUAAGGUCCUGUUAUCUGGUUUUCUGAUUUGUGACAUUAAACUAUGCCGGGAGCCGGCUGAGGCUUUCAGUGUUACUGACCCACAUCAAGACUCUUGGGUAAUUAAGUAUUCAGGCUGGAAUGGUGAUGGGUUGGAGACUUCAUGGAGAAUUUCUAUGAGUGGGCAGGUUGUGUACUCAGUGGAACAAACUCUGAUAGAUUUAAGUAAGGGGCUGACAAGAGAAGGUGAGCUUGGAUGGACAAGGGUGCAUCUGUGGUGCAGAAACAGGGCCACAUACAACUUGUUAGCUGAGGAGGGAAUUCCAGAUUGGAGGUUCAGGGUGGUGCUUGAUGACAUUAAGGUCCUGUUAUCUGGUUUUCUGAUUUGUGACAUUAAACUAUGC
Striga asiatica is the source of this 669-nucleotide messenger RNA. NCBI's taxonomy places the organism in Eukaryota, Viridiplantae, Streptophyta, Magnoliopsida, Lamiales, Orobanchaceae. The record is from the annotation of a GenBank genome assembly.